This is a messenger RNA of Dioszegia hungarica, 2559 nucleotides long. Its product is annotated as putative MAP kinase. The transcript is spliced from 11 exons. Bases 1 to 2559 code for a protein of 852 amino acids. The record is from RefSeq and is a predicted model, not a curated record. Gene Ontology annotation, cellular component: nucleus; cytoplasm. Gene Ontology annotation, biological process: intracellular signal transduction; protein phosphorylation. Gene Ontology annotation, molecular function: MAP kinase activity; ATP binding. NCBI's taxonomy places the organism in Eukaryota, Fungi, Basidiomycota, Tremellomycetes, Tremellales, Bulleribasidiaceae.
AUGUCAUCCCCGACCACCUCCACCCAUAUCAGGCCGAUCCGAUCCCCCACCCCGCCAUCUGGCUCCUCCACCCGACCCAUGAUCCCGCGCUCCCAACCCCCUCGCGCGCACUCUGGUCCCGCCUCAACGUCGACGUCCACCUCCACCUCGGCCGCUUCGGCGCCACACCGACCUCCCCGUCGGCCAUCUAUCGCUCAGGCGCACUCCCAACCCAUGUCCACCGCUACUUCCGCCUCCAAUUCCACAGACACCUCCAUCUCCACUUCACAUACCGACCCCUUCCCCUCCUCUUCCCGACCACCCGGGAGCGCCGCCACACCGGCAACGACCGUGUCUUCCCAGCCCCUGUCGAAGAAGACGCGGUCCGGGUCCGCUUCCUCCUCCUCUGCGUCGAUCUCGGCGCUGAAUCCGCUGUCUGCGCCAGCACCGCCCAUCCUCGCUCCAGCGCUGGCCUCGCUGCAGAGCUCCGCACAUGGUCUGAAUGGGAUGCACAGCAGUACGCUGCUAUCGCAAGCGGCGAAUGGGCCAACAGGGACACCGCAGACGGGUCUGGGAAAGAUGGCGGCCGCGGCAAAGGCAAGAUCGGAAGGUGUGGGGAUGCGGAGAGGGAGCGAGGCGGCGGCACAGCAGGUGGAGGAGGAGGGGCAUCCGCUGAGCGAGAAGUCAUUACGAGCGAGCAGAGACUAUCAGACCGUACACACCCUAAACCGUCUAUUCCACCUCCCCACCCGCUGGCGCCUCGUCCGACCGCUCGGCCAGGGCGCAUACGGUCUCGUCAUCCAGGUUCAGGACAGCUAUACCGGAGAAUUCGUCGCUGUCAAGUGUAUCACCCGGGUCUUUGAUAAGGCCAUCUUGGCACGAAGGGCGUUGAGGGAGAUUACGCUGUUGAGGCAUUUUGGGGAGCAUGAGAAUUUGACGGGACUGAUCGAUCUGGAUAAUGUCUGGGACGGGUACAACGAAAUAUAUCUCUACAUGGAACCCAUGGAGGCAGAUCUCCAUCAGAUCGUCCGCUCAGGCCAGCCUCUAUCGAAUACGCAUAUUCAAUACUUCAUUUACCAGCUCUUGAGAGGUAUGAAGUACAUCCACUCGGCAAAUGUCAUUCAUCGGGAUCUAAAGCCCGGGAAUCUGCUCGUCAACGCGGAUUGCGAGCUCAAGAUUUGCGACUUUGGGCUGGCGAGGGGGUAUCGCCCAUCUCAGAAUGGGAUGGAAGAUGGCGGACUGAGAUUGACUGAAUAUGUCGCGACGAGAUGGUACCGUGCUCCCGAAGUCAUGCUGUCAAAUUCGUCAUAUACAACAGCUAUGGACGUCUGGUCAAUAGGAUGUAUCCUUGCGGAAGUCUUAGGCGGGAAACCCCUCUUCAAGGGCUCCGACUAUGUGCACCAGAUCAAUCUCAUCCUUGGCGCCCUGGGAUCCCCGGACGAAGAUACGCUCGUUCGAGUAGGAAGUGAGAAGGCCUGUGCAUAUAUGCGGACAUUACCGCGAUAUGAUCCGGUUGCAUUCAAGACGAUCUUGCCUGAAGCAGAUCCAGAUGCGAUUAGCCUUCUCGACCUCCUGCUCCGCUUCGACCCCGACGCUCGGGUCAACGUCGUCCAAGCUCUCGAACACCCCUACGUCGCUACCUACCACGACGAGUCCGACGAGCCGGCCUGCCACGCCGUCUUUGACAAGUGGGAGCAGGUCGAGUCGCUCGAAACUGUCGAACAGCUCAAAGAGGCCAUCACGAGAGAGAUCGAGGAGUUCCGGGCGGAAGUGCGGUCCGAGACGAUCGAGGAGGAGGAAGAGGAGCUCGAGGAGGCUGAAUGGGUGUAUGACUACAACACCGCCCCUGGCGAGGGCGGUGUCGCGUCGACUACUUCCCCAGCCAAGAUGGGGGACCUGGCGCCUGGCCGCCGGCACGACUAUGCGGGGUCAGAGUACGGCGUCUCGCCCCGGACAUCGUCGAUGCCUCUUCCGGCAGGCCAGCGAUCUCCCGGAACGCCCCUCUCGGUCUUCUCGGACGACUCGUCCAACCCCAACACCCGCCCUUCCACCGCCGGGAUCGGGACAGCCGGCAUAGGCGGACCUGGGAUCGCCUCGGGCCGAUCAUCCCGCCGGACCUCAACGCACAGUAUGCACGGCCACCGCCGCCCCAACUCGUUCCUCUUCUCGUCGGGAUUCGGGGCGGGCAUGACGCCCAUGUCGAGCAUGUCGGGCAUUCAGCCCAUGACUGUCUCGGCGUCUUCUUCGGGCGGUAUUGCAGGUCCGCCGGGUACGGUGGGAGCGGCGGGAGGACUGGGACAUGGCCGGACGGGGUCGUUAUCGUAUGCGCCACUCGGAGAACAGCCGCAGCGGCCCGGAAGGCGAAGUAGGGCGCCGAGCUCUACUAUGCCGGCGGACUUUGCGUCGCUCCGCCCGCUUAUAAGACAGCUGAGUACGCUGGGGAUGGAUGGGACGGGCGUUGGUGGGGAGAGGGACGAGUUGGGCAGGAGAGUGGGCGAGGUGCCGCCCAUGAGUGUCGGUUCGAGCGAUGCGCCGCCGAGCGAGGCUCCGAAAUCUUUUGCUCCGCCCGAGGCUAAAUAA